UUAGGAGCGUAGAGUUUAUAUAUCUGCAAUUCCAAAAUGCUUUGAAUAAUGUUUAUGCUUUCAUAGCACAUUUCUUUUCAGUUGCGCUUCUGGAAUCUUUUGAGAUUCCAUUGCUCUACUGUAUUCAUCGAAAUGCAUUGUUUUCAUACUUCAUUCAUUAUUUUCGUUAUUCGCUCUAUAUGGUAAUUUUAUAUUUUCAUUUUACAAAAUUGUGUAAAAAUGGCAAAAGGAUCACCCAAAAACGUGGAAAAUGGACAGACUUCUCCAUUAAAUGAUAUAGCUCCUGUUCGUGAUGUUACUGAUGUAAUUGGAAACUAUGGCCCUUGGCAGCGAUUGAUUUUUAUUCUAACUUGCUUGCGAGGCACCCCGACUGCAUUUUAUAAUUUAAGCACACCUUUUUUUGCCCCGAAGCAAGAUGUAUGGUGCUCCCGCCCUGCAGGCUUGAAUUGGACUGUUGAGCAGUGGAGAAAUGCAGCUAUUCCUUUGGAGUUCCACGAUGGAGGUCUCUCCCCAAGUCGUUGUUUUAUGUAUGAAACAGCAGUUGUGGAGGGUGAGGCUGUGAUCAAUCAGAAUAAAACAGUUAGUUGUGAAUCUUGGGAAUAUGAUUCCUCAUUUUAUACCAAUACACUUACGCAGGAAUAUGACUUGGUGUGUGGCAGAGACUGGCUUAUUUCAUUUACUCAGUUUAACUACAUGGCUGGCAUGAUGUGUGGCGUUUUUAUUUUUGGACACCUUGCUGAUAGAUUUGGACGUCAAAUAAUUUUGAAUCUAUCCGUUACGUUGAUGAUUGUUGCAAGUGUUAUUGCUGCUUUUUCUCCUAGCUAUACGUUUUUUAGUGUUGCUAGAUUUUGUUUAGCACUUGGAGUUGCUGGGACUCAGAAUACAUCAUUUUGUUUGUUAAUGGAAGUACUUGGUCCAGUGUAUAGGACUAGAGUGACUUUUGCCUUUUCAUUUGGCUGGGCUUUUGGUUUGCUUUUACUUCCUGGGAUGACCUACUUGAUUAGGGACUGGGUGUAUCAACAGUUAGCUAGUGCUCUUGUGACUUCCAUUUUACUUAGUUAUUGGUGCUUCAUGCCUGAAUCUCCUCGAUGGUUAAUGACUCAAGGCAGAUAUGAUGAAGCAGAAAAGACAAUGAUUACUGCUGCCCAAAGAAAUAAGCUACCAAUUCAUAACAUGCCAUCUGCCAUGAAGCAGUUGAAAGAAAGAAUUGAAAAGGAAGAAAGAAAGAAAAAUCCAAAUGUUAUUGACCUUUUCAAAACUGCAAAUUUGCGAAAAAAUACCAUUUUUGUAUACAUUUCAUAG
Molecule: messenger RNA, 1302 nt
Organism: Uloborus diversus
Lineage: Eukaryota; Metazoa; Arthropoda; Arachnida; Araneae; Uloboridae
Product: organic cation/carnitine transporter 2-like
Exons: 7
Coding region: 220-1302 (360 amino acids)
Biological process (GO): transmembrane transport
Cellular component (GO): membrane
Molecular function (GO): transmembrane transporter activity
Source: RefSeq, a predicted model, not a curated record